Umbelopsis ramanniana AG is the source of this 1599-nucleotide messenger RNA. RefSeq lists its product as uncharacterized. Gene Ontology annotation, molecular function: CoA-ligase activity. The record is from RefSeq and is a predicted model, not a curated record. The transcript has 9 exons. NCBI's taxonomy places the organism in Eukaryota, Fungi, Mucoromycota, Umbelopsidomycetes, Umbelopsidales, Umbelopsidaceae. The coding region runs from base 1 to 1599 and encodes 532 amino acids.
AUGCCUCAAACAGGCUUGACUCGAUUCAUCUUCUCGAACCCCAACUCGGUUUCGGACGAUAAGCCUAUUUUCAUUGACGCAGAGUCAGGAAAUGUCAUCAGUUUCGGACAGCUAAGAAAUCUGUCUCUCAGGCUCAAUGCUGGUCUCCGUCGACAUGGCUUCAAGAAAGGUGAUACUCUCUGCAUCUACUCCAGCAAUACGAUUGACUAUGGUGUGAUCGUUCAUGGCACUAUCGCCGCUGGAGGUGUAGUGACGACCGCCAACGCUGCAUAUACAGCCGACGAAUUGUUAUUCCAGUUACAGGAAUCCAACUCCAAAUACCUCGUUACGAAUGAUGAAAACUUGGACAAAGCACUGGAAGCUGCAACCAAGGCUGGGCUUUCACACAAGUGCGUGUUCCUGUUUGGUAAUAGAACCAUCAAGGGCGUUCGUCCAUAUACCCAAGUGAUCUUAGCAAAUGAGGAAGCUGAAGCUGAGGAAUACACUUUCGAAGAGGCCAAGUCCACCACAGCAUAUUUGUGCUUCUCCAGCGGUACCACUGGUCGAAGUAAAGGUGUCAUGUCUAGCCACCUUAAUAUUGCGGCCAACUGCGUUCAGAUUGCCCAGGCUAUGAAACCGCAUAUGGAUUAUCACACAGCUCGAUUUAUUGGAUUCUUGCCGUUUUACCAUAUCUAUGGGCUUAGUGUCAUGCUCCACUUGGCUCCAUACUGGGGUAUUCCCGUUGUGGUCAUGCCUCGAUUUGAUUUGGUCAAGUUCUGUGAGGCUAUACAAAAGUAUAAGGUGACAAUUGCUCAUGUUGUGCCACCCGUCCUGGUUCUGUUGGCUAAGGAACCUAUUGUCGACAACUAUGACCUUUCAUCUGCCACCCAUUUCCAAUGUGGUGCCGCCCCUUUGUCUGCUGAACUUUCCACGGCUGUCAAUACGCGGUUGAAUACCAAAUGUGUUCAAUCCUAUGGCAUGACGGAAUCAUCACCUGGGUCUCAUAUUCAACCGCUGGAUGAUGACGAGCAUGGCGUUAUUGGAAAAAUGCUUCCUGGUAUGCGUGCUAAAAUAGUCGAUGACAACGGUAACGAGGUUGGGCUCGGUCAGCGCGGAGAGCUCUGGAUGGCUGGUCCCAAUAUCAUGCAAGGCUAUCUCAACAUGCCUGAAGCUACAGCUGCUACAAUUGACAGCGAAGGCUACCUUCAUACCGGGGAUGUAGCUGUUCUAGACGAACGUGGCACUUUUGCUAUCGUUGAUAGAGUUAAGGAGCUUAUCAAAUACAAGGGCUUCCAGGUUGCUCCAGCAGAACUCGAAGCGCUGCUAUUAACAUGCGAGAAAGUAGCAGACUGCGCUGUCAUUGGUGUGUAUGACGAACAGCAGGCUACGGAACUGCCUAGAGCAUAUAUCAAAGUGACGGAAGGAACUCCUCGAAACGAAGCGACUAUAAAGGAAUUGAUUCGCUUUGUGGACAGUAAUGUGGCAAAUCAUAAAAAAUUGAGAGGAGGUGUCCGGUUCCUUGAUGUAGUGCCCAAGUCGGCAGCAGGCAAGAUCCUGCGUAAAGAGCUUAGGGUUAUUGCUAACGCUGAAGCACAGCCAAAGUUCAACGCAAGGUUAUAG